AUGCAUAUAAUAGCCAGACGAGCUGCUGCAUGCUUCAGCUCUCUGUGCUCCAGCAGACUCUCCGGCAGCAGGCUCUGUACGAUGGCCGAAUCUCAGGAAGAUGUAUUCAACAAGCCAAAGGUUGAGCUUCAUGUGCACCUCGAUGGAGCCAUCCGGGUGCAGACCAUUCUCGAUGUUGCCAAGAGACGCGGCAUCCAUCUGCCAGCAAACACCAAGGAGGAGAUGACGCAGAUUAUUAUCCUUGAAGAGCCGGCCACCCUCACGAAGUUCCUGGGGAAGUUUGCAGCGUACAUGCAUGUGGUUGCUGGAGACCGAGAGGCCAUAAAGAGGAUAGCCUAUGAGUUUGUUGAAGACAAAGCCAAGGAGGGGGUGAUUUAUGUGGAGGUCAGAUACAGCCCACAUUUUCUGGCUAACACAAAAGUGGAUCCCAUACCAUGGAACCAGGAAGAAGGGGACCUGAGCCCGGACGAGGUGGUGCACCUGGUCAACGAGGGCCUCAGUGACGGGGAGCUGGCCUUCAAUAUCAAAGCCAGGUCCAUUCUAUGCUGCAUGCGCCACAUGCCAAGCUGGUCCAUGGAAAUUGUGGAGCUGUGUAAGAAAUAUCAGCAAGAAGGAGUGGUUGCCAUUGAUCUGGCAGGUGACGAGUCCCUAAACUGUGAAGCCAAUCCAGAGCACAGGAAGGCCUACGAGGAAGCAGUGCGCUGUGGGAUCCACAGAACGGUCCACGCAGGAGAGGUGGGCCCGCCGUCUGUGGUGAAGGAGGCUGUAGAAGUGCUGAAAGCUGAACGUGUUGGACACGGUUACAGAACCCUGGAAGACAAAGUUUUGUACAAGAACCUGCUGGCUCAGAACAUGCACUUCGAGGUGUGUCCUAUUUCCAGUAAGCUGACAGGUGCCUGCGACCCAGACUUCACCAAGCAUCCUGCCAUCACGUUCAGGAAGGACAAAGCUAAUUACUCCCUGAAUACAGACGACCCUCUGAUCUUUAACUCAACCCUGCACCUCGACUACAGCACAGCGCACAAAUACAUGGGCUUCACCGAGGAGGAAUUCAAACGACUGAACAUCAGUUCUGCUCAGUCGAGCUUCCUGCCUGAGGAGGAGAAGAAGGAUCUCGUCCAGAGACUGCACGAGGCCUACGGGAUGAUAAAGUCGAAGAAAAAAAAAUAUCUUCAUUUGUUAUAUCACAAAUACUGUAUAUCAUAUGCCUUCACAUCACAUAUUUGUUCAUCACCAGCUUGUGUUUUGUCAGUAUUCUACCAUCUAAGUACUUAUAUAUACAUUUUUAUACUUUAGUUUACAUGACACUUUCUACAGGAUGUCAUGGUGCUCUGCAAAGUUAAGAAUAAUACGGGUGCUUUGUGUUUUUGUUUAUAUGAAAACAUUGUUCAUCUUGUGUUUACAACCUGUUGUUAUAAAGAGAAUCAGGGAAGCUUUUUAAUGCACAACUACUUAAGUUUUUAACAUUUUGUCAGCACGUAAGUGAGGGAUAAGGUUGGUAAUUUGACGUUAAAGGAGGAUAAUAGAGGAAUGUAACACUUAUGGUUUACUGUGAAUAUCCAUUGUUUGGUUAAAGGGAGCAGUAAGGAAAUCAUUUUUGCCCUUCACACCAUAAAUAGCUCAAUACCAAAAGUGAAGUCUUACAUUUGAACACUAGGGGGCGCACUACGGUCACCUAUCUGGACAAACCAGUGUCCUAGUGUGGUUUAGCAUAUCAUAAUUACUCAUUUAUUUUUGAUGUAUAUGGUUAUUUAAAAUCUCUUUUUCAUUUCACUUAUUAAAAAAAGCACUUCCAUUUAUAAAACACAUGUAUGACAUGUAUGGAAAGCAUAUUUGAAUAUAAUAAAAAAGGUGUUAAGAUGUUCCUGCAUGUCGGUCUGUUAGUUUAUUCAAAUAUAUUUUUAGGUCCGUCCUAUGUAAGUUUAUUCACUAUAAAAAAAGUCACUUUGGUACAGAGGUUUUUAACCACGGUUAAGAGAGCUCAAGCCUGACACUAAGAUAUUUGUAAUAAAAUAUAUUUAUCUUUACAGCUCCUUUAACCUCUGUUCUUCAUAGACAAAGAGAUUAAUGGGAGCAUUGGGAUGCUAGUCCGAAAUAUGUAAACACUUCCUGUCUGCGGCUGCGUUUGUGUACACGAAGGCUGCAUACAAUAAUAUUUAUGGCUCUGGAACGGAUCAUUCUAACGCUAGGGUGCGAAAUAUGGUCACCUAGCUGUUCAAACCAGGGUCUUAAUGUGGUUUAGCAGCAUAUGUGUGCGUGUGGCGCAGUGAGUUAGUGCGCUGAUCUUCGAAUCAGAGGAUAGCAAGUUUGAGUCCCACUGCAGCCAGCAUGUUGUUCUGUCGCUGGGCAAGACACUUCACCCCAAAUUUGAUAAAAGCGUCAAGUGAAAUGUAAUAUAAUGUAAUAUCCUAAUUACUCAGUUAUUCUAAUGUAUAUAUUUAUUUAAAAUGUCACAUAUACAAAAUAACUUUAAUGUAUGACUCACACUUAUGGAAAGCAUUUUUGAAUAUAAUAAAUAGGUGUCUGUUUUUAUGCUGAUAAUGUUACUACAAAUAUCUCUAAGUAAUUCCUCUAGGUUUCU
This is a messenger RNA of Gymnodraco acuticeps, 2581 nucleotides long. It is a transcript of the gene ada, whose product is annotated as adenosine deaminase. Gene Ontology annotation, cellular component: cytosol; external side of plasma membrane. The transcript has 12 exons. The coding region runs from base 1 to 1296 and encodes 431 amino acids. Gene Ontology annotation, biological process: adenosine catabolic process; negative regulation of adenosine receptor signaling pathway; hypoxanthine salvage. Lineage: Eukaryota; Metazoa; Chordata; Actinopteri; Perciformes; Bathydraconidae. Gene Ontology annotation, molecular function: adenosine deaminase activity. The record is from RefSeq and is a predicted model, not a curated record.